AUGCGAAGCGGUGUUUGGAGAAUCGUCGACGUCAUCUGCCUGGCCGUUUUGAUGCUGACGGCGGUCGAAGGACGGCUCCUCGACCGCCUGGGGCAGAAAGCGCCGCCGACGGUGGACGGCCGACCCGCCCUGCCUCCGGUCCCGCCGAUGCCCGUCUCCUUCGCCGAUUGGCACUGCGGCAGCAGCGGAUUCAGUAAAACUCUGGCCUUCGACGAGAUCGGCAACACUUGUCCGUCACAUGCUGGUGAGCUAGGGGAAGUGGUCCUUCUAGGGAUGAAACAUUUUAGCAUUAUUAGUACAUUAGUUUUUUUCAGAAAAAAAAUUAACGGAACGAAGAGUCCAAAUUAGCAGAAAAAUUGAGAUCUGUAGAAAAGCGCAAGUCGCAAAGGGUCGGGUGCAGUUUCGGACCGCCGAAGCAUUGUGCAAUUCAAAGACGUGACGUGACCGUUUUUUCCCACCCAUUCCAAGUGCCGCCCUCUAUUUAAUUUUUUGAGAUUUUCGGUGAAGUUGAUUUUUCGAAAAUUUUUACGAUUUUAUCUCGAAGAGAGUUUUUAUGGAUACGGUAUCUGAGCCAUUCUAGGACGAUCAAAGAGCUCAGUUUCACUAUUGCAGUUCAUUUCACAAAAGUUAUAAUCUUACUCUGAAUGACUUCUGAAAUCCGAAUCGUUUUUCAUAGUAAAGGUGAAACGUAGCUUUAACUGCAUUUUUCCUUCUUUUUUUUUUAAUCUCCGAUCUCAAAAGUUUUCUGAGAACUUUUUGAAACCGAUUCGAACCGAAACUGUGGCUUAUCAAGAUUGUUUUCGCGUCGAGUCGUGGAAAAAACCUUGGUCCGCAGAACCUCGUAGGGUUGGAUGUUAAUCAAAAGUGAUUUGUUGCCGUUUGUCGCCUAUUUUGGGCAACGCUUCUUUCUUUUGAUUGGCCUCGUCGUUCGAUCGGCUUCACAGUCGAGUUGGGAUUUUGUUGGACUGGGUUCUUGAAAAAUGCGGGGGAUUUAAAGGUUAAUGGGUACGGUAUUAGAUUAUUUUUGAUAAAUGAGGCAUAAAAGAAAUUUGAAAAAAAUUUAAACUCUGUCUCCAAGAGAAGACGCGUUUUUUUAAUGUUCCUUGAUUAUUUUUCACAUCACUUUUCUAGUACUACGAAAUUCUUAGGAUAUUUUUUUCCAGAAAAAUUGAAAAAAAGCCGCGUCAGUAAUCCAUUCAACAUACAGAGGAGACCAAAAAGUUUUUUUCUUAAAAAAAGUUCAAAUUUCAGUUUUUCGCUAAGAAAAAAAUUGAAAAAAAUGUGUCGAGAUAAUCUUUUUUUCAUAUAGAACUGAUUAGGCAACAGUUCAAUGAUAAAAAAACAGCUAAAAAUUUUUUUCAAAAUGAAAAUUGACCAAAUACUCAAUUAUAAUAGUCAGAGGAGUAAAUUUUCAUGAAGACAUCUUCCAGUUCAAAAAAAAACUUUACGACUUUUUUUCUUAUCGCUGAUUUCAAAGUUCAACCAAAGUAUCACUCUCAUAAAAUGACAGUAGUUUAUUUUCUGAUCGUUUACUCAAAAACCAACUCUGUUUUUCUCCUUUCACCCCUUUCUUGGAAUCCGAUUUGACGAUCUCUCACUCAAAAAUUAGCUGUUUUUGACCAAUUUUGAUAGUUCAAUCAAAGUACAUCUUCCAGGAACGACAUUCCAAAUACAAUUUAGCGAUCUUUGACUUGAGAAUUAGCGGUUCGGUGACUUUUUUCCACCUGUUCCCUGGGUUCAAUUAGAGUAUCGUUUCCUGGAACUCGGUUACGUGAUCUUUAACCUGAAACUUUUCAUUUUACCCUUUUUCAGUAUUCAGACUUCUAGAUAAAUCAGCAUUAUAUUCGAAAAAGUAAUUUCAAAUAAAAAUCAACGUUUUUUUUUCUGAAAAAGGAUUUUGAUGCUUUUUUUUUUUGAUUUUGAGGCUUAGUUCCUGGGAAAUUAGAAAUUUGAGCAGGUUAAGACUUUCAGGAUCUGGUACAUCAAAAAUUAUCUUGGUCAAAUUUCCUGACAUUCCCACCCAGAAAAUAAAAUAGCCUUGCUUGUUAGCCAGAACGGAACGCCUUUUCAUGACCCUUUCUGGUGCCGAUUAUAACCGCCCUGGCCUUGAUCGUCUUGUCCUUUUUCCUUUCCUUCUUCAACCUCGCCUUCUGUAACCGAUCGUAGUUUUGAUUCAAUUAACGGGAGACCGACUAAUUUCCCGCCGAUUUUAACGAAAAGAAUCGGAGAAAAAGCGUCGCCCGGUCUGUGAUAGCUCGAUUUUUCGGUGUGCCACGUGGUCGGCUUGAAAUUGAUUCGAAAAAGUGGAGUUUCGGUUUCUUGGAAAGUUAAUCGAAAACUUUCUGAAAGGUGUUUUUUUCUGACCCAAAUUGCGCAAAAAUAGAGUUUUUCCUAUGAAUAGAUCAUUUCACUUUGUAGGGUGAAAGUCUGAAAAUAAAAAGGGAUUUUUUUUUUUGUGAGAAGAAAUCCGAGGAACUCCUUUUUUCGAGGAAACAGACUUUUCAAUUUGUAGAUUGUCGAAUAAAAACCCAGAAGUCCAUUAUAACUAGUCGAUCUCUUUUUUGGUUGGGAUGAGUUCUUUCGGAAGUUUUUACCAUUCAAAAGAUUAAAUUUUUUCCCGAGAUAAUCAAAAAGCAUGGGAAAGUUUAAAAUUAGGUCGCGAGUGAAAAACCGUUUCCACGUGUUUUUUUUUGUUCUUGCUUCUUGACCAUUCAGUCCAUAUAAUGAUGUAUUGAAAUUGAAAAAAAGUCGAUCUGCUUAAAUUAAGGGGUAGUUAAAAAAGAUUUUUUAACCUAACCAGCUGACGAAAAUGAGUUUCUUGCUCUUGUACUUUUCUAGGAAGAUAUUUACUCGAAUGGUGAGUAAAAAUGAGAGUAAUUUUAAUAAAUCGUGAGGAAUUACGAUAUCGACACUUGAAACAAGCGAUAAGUUAAAAAAAACCUUCAGCGGCCCUGAACCACUGCUGCGCCGUGCACGACGACUGCUACGGUCAACAAUUGGGCCAGGAAAAGUGCGACGUCGAAUUUUGCCAGUGCAAUCGAGUAAUCGGAAAAAGAGCAACCGUUCUUCAAAUAUUCGAAAUAUUAAGAAAGCUCUGCGGAUUCCAACGAAAGAGGCGAAAAACUGCCGUGCCCCGUUGGCGAUGGCCUGUACUUUCGUUGGGAUGUUUGGCAGUGAUGCCUACGAAAAUAGCAAUUAUUCGGGUAAUUUGAGAAAAAAAAACUAUUUACUCUUGAUUUUGAAAAUGAGUUUUUCCGAAAAGUUCUGAGAACUGAAGUAAAAGAGCUUGAAAAGCGUUUGAGCAGGAUUUUUGGCAUAGUUUUCUAGAAAAAAAUAACUUUUUCGAGUCCAUAAAAUCAGUAUCAAAAACAAAAAAAGUCCAUAGGAUCAGUAUCAAAAAAAAUCCUCGAAAGCAAGGCCACUCUUUUUUUCGUAGAAAGAAACGCGUAAAAAAAAGUGUUCCUUCUUCCAAAAGUUUCCGUAUUUUUCAGUUUUUCGCAAUAGUUUGUCCCGGAAGGGCAAUUUCUUGUUUAUGGAACGUCCUUUUUAUGCUAGAACUUUUUACUUUUUUUAUUUUUUUCAAAAUGAAGAUUUCGUGAUGUUUCAUUUUUUUAAUCGAUUUUUGCGCAAAACCUGGAAACAUUGAAAAUUCAGACCCGAUCCUCGUGGCCAGUCACGUUCCCGUUGUUGAAUAUGUUCCGAAAACGUCUUCGGAUAUCGAAGUCGGCUACUCGGAACUCUAUUCUCUUUGCCCAUUCGUUAACAGUCAGUUUUCCCAUCCCCAUCGUUUCUAUAAUCUCAUUUUCCUUUGCAGUCACGUUAUCCUCAUGUGCUUCCAACUACAAUCUCUGUUUAAAAACGAAAUCGGCCGAUUUUUGCGUUCCUACGGUAAGUUUUUGGUGAUUAUAGGUGUGCUACAUUCAAUGAAGAUUGAGAAGGAGAAAUUAUUUGUGACUUGAGGUUUUAGGAAUUGAUAAAUGAUAUGAGAUAAGGCGUUCUAAUUUAAAGGAGCAUGGAUCGUUUGCGAAAAGGUAUCCUGACGCGAAAAAAAAUUUAUUUUUUUGCUCAAAGCUAGCUGUGCUUUGCAACCACUGAUAGAAGAAAUUGGGAAGCUUAAAUUUUUUAAAAAAAUGAUAGAAAUUUUUUUAAUUUUUCAAGCUAGGGACAUAAUUUUUUUGUUAUUAAUGACAACCGAGGGGGAUAGAUGAAUGAAGGCGCAUAGCAAAAUUUCUCAAAAUUAUCAAUGAAAAAAAGCUUCUUUUUUUGAAAGUUAGAAUCACAUGGUUUCAAUAUAAAUCGUAAUUCUGGGAUCUCUGCAAAAUCUAAAUCAAAUCACUUCAUUUUUGUUACCUCGGGAUGAACUUCUAGAAAAAACAUUUUCUUAUGAGUGAGAAAAAACCCAAAACCAGAAGAACCUAUUAUUUACGGCACAAUCAUGUAACAGUUAAUCAUAUCAAACUUAACCAGAAGUUAUAUUUUUCUAUUGUUAUUAUUUUGAAUCUAGAUGUGCGAUUGUUUGCUUGACGCCGGCGCCGCCGACGUCGCCCAUCAGAGGACUUGCACGGCGGCGGUCAAUUUGAUCUGUGAAGACCUGAUCGACUGUUCGUUUUUUAUUGAUGUUUGUACUGAUCCGCCAGCAAAAAAAAAAGAAAAAGUUAUAAAGUUGUUGAUAUUUUUCUGUUUUCCGUCCUUUUUUUUUAUUUUGUCAUGACGUUUUCCCUUAGUUUCAUUGUCUUAUUGGUUAACAAUUCGGUCAAUUUUUGCAGACGCCAAACAAUCGACGGGACGAAUUCACCUGAUUCUCUAUACGGUAACCUUUUUUUAAUUAGAAAGAUGGGUGAACAAAGGGAAAGUUCGGCGAACAGUGCAUUUUCUAGAUUUCUUUUCAAUUUGAAGCUUUCCAUGUGAAAGGUUUCGCCAUGUAAUUUUCCUCAAAUUACUCAUUUUUCUUCAAUUAAAAUGAUAUAUAUUGCACAAAAUGCAACAGAUAAAGUUUGAGCAGAACUUUUUAAUUCAAUUUUUUUAAAAUACGUUACUGGGAAUGUUCGUUUAAAAUCGAAUAAAUUCCGUUUUUUUGUUAGAUGAAUCAAUAUAUAAAGCGUUUCAUUCGCUCGCAUUUUUCAAUAUUUUUCAAAAAAAUUUUUUUGUGCAGACAACUUUUUGAUUUUUUUCAACAGUAUAUAUUCAAGGAAAAUGUACGUUUCAUUACUUAUUCAAAAAUUUCAAAAAUCCGUUUUCUUCAAUUUGGAUAAAAUUAAACUGGCGCAAACUCUACAAAAUUGUGUGCUUUGCGUAAAUUUGAUAUAAAAGAAUUUUUUGAGUUUCUUUUUCAGCAUUUUUUUUCUCAUUUUCUGACCCCCCAUUUUUCAUUUUCUGAACCCCCUCUCUAAUCAAGUCCAGUUCAGUUAAUUUUUCAGCUCCUUGGUGUUCUGAUGAUCGCCAUGAUUGCACUAUUGGUGUUCUACAAACGUUUCGGCCGGCGUAGUCGACCCUUUGAAGAUGGUUUUGUCAAAAGAAAAAAGUUUUGAAAAGAAGAUGAACGUUUUCAUUUUUCAGGAAAAUGCCACAUCCAAACGGUGGACUCGGCGCGGUCCAUCAUGCCGCUGCUUGCUGGGGCCUAA
Molecule: messenger RNA, 5621 nt
Organism: Caenorhabditis auriculariae
Lineage: Eukaryota; Metazoa; Nematoda; Chromadorea; Rhabditida; Rhabditidae
Source: the annotation of a GenBank genome assembly